AAAAUAAGCGGCAGUCAUGGCAGAAGAAGCUCGUGCGAGCGGGGAAGAUUUUAGAGUAAAUGUCGAGUCAAAAAGAACUGUUCAUGAACAGAUUGAAAAGUAUAAAGACUUACUAAAAAAGCUGUUAGAUGGCCAGUGUAACAUAUCCGAGGAGGACAAGGCCAAACUGCUGCAAGAAAUUGUUGUGAACUUUGAGUUCACGGUGCAAGAAAAUAUAGUAAUUGAUGGCUUAUCAUGGGAUGAGACAACAGAGGAUUAUUGUGCAGACUAUGAGAGCAAGGUAAAUGAUUUGCUGGAUGAGAAGAUUGUAGAGACCGCCUGGAAGCGCAGCUCUUACCCAAAGCAAAUACGCAACCAGGUUGUGCGAUCAUUGAAGGUGGAGAGAAAACUCAUGGGUUUGUAUGAACAGGCAGUGAAGCCACAAGGCAUAAAGCCAGAUCCAGUUCAAGACACAAUCAUCAAAAAUGUAUCUGCUGCUGCCCCUACAAUGUUUAAGCAAGCCAGUACAGCUAUGAAGUCUCUGAAAAGUCUGAAGCAUGCAGCUGAUGGCUUGCAUCAAGUACUGGACAUGCAGCCUUCAGCAGAGUCAGUGGAAAUCUACAGAGAGGUGUUUGGCAGUUCAGUAGGAGAUGGCUGUCCAGACCUUCAUAACAGGCUUCCCUCCACCAUUAAAAGAGCUGCAUCUGAUGCAGAAUACAGUGGGGACUAUGUUCCAGCUCCAAAAAUCAUCUAUAAUGAGACAAAUGCAAAUAAAAUUUAAUGUGUGUCUGUUUUUGUAUGAGAA
Molecule: messenger RNA, 784 nt
Organism: Myxocyprinus asiaticus (Chinese sucker)
Lineage: Eukaryota; Metazoa; Chordata; Actinopteri; Cypriniformes; Catostomidae
Gene: nsl1
Product: NSL1 component of MIS12 kinetochore complex
Exons: 6
Coding region: 17-760 (247 amino acids)
Biological process (GO): mitotic sister chromatid segregation
Cellular component (GO): MIS12/MIND type complex; kinetochore
Source: RefSeq, a predicted model, not a curated record